AUGCUGCCCAAGAAAGCCGCCAUGUAUGCGGUGGAGGACGAUCUGGUGAGUCUAUCCACGGUGUACGACCUUCUGGAUGAGCAGCAGCACUUUUACAAGGAGCUAAUCCAGCAGCAGGAGCGGAACUACAGAGCCUUUCUUCAGAUGGUCAUGGACUCCACCUCCAGCCGCAUGGACAGCCUGGUGCGAGAGAUGCAAGACCUGAGGAACUGUCUACAGAGGACAAAGUCGGAUCUGUCCGAAGUGAAGAGGCAUGGUGUGCAGAACAGCAAGCGCACCGAGUGUCUGGCUGAAGGCCUGGUGAUGGUCCGGGAAGCACUGGACGGACAGACCAUGAAGGAGAGUAGGAGCGGAGUGAGACCAGCCGACCCAAAGCGCUCUGGUUUAAGGCUGGACUCGAGUGGACGGGCUGUGGCUGGUCGAGCGGAGCUGAAGAAGAUCGAGCCUAAAGCUGUGAAGCUUGUAGCAGAUCUCACCGACAUCCACUUUGAAAACCUAAAGGUCGUGUGUAAGGAGUAA
Molecule: messenger RNA, 519 nt
Organism: Knipowitschia caucasica
Lineage: Eukaryota; Metazoa; Chordata; Actinopteri; Gobiiformes; Gobiidae
Source: the annotation of a GenBank genome assembly